AAUUUAUUUCAUUGCGUGCAUAGCAAACGCGCUGCAAACAUUUUGGCAAUUCAACGCGUCUUUGCUUUGGGUUUUGUUAAGAAUUAUUCUAAAUAUAUAACUCGUGGGUUCUACAGUGUAAACUUAGUAGGCCACAAAAUGGUUAACGUAACAAUCUACGAUGAGGCACCAAAGCUUAAGCCCAACGAAGUACCUCAAAACAUGGCCGCUGCAGCUGAUUCCCAAUUGGAGCACAUGUGCCGCCUGCAGUUCGAUUCGCCCGUGCCUCACGUGCGUUUGUCCGGCAUUGUGUGCACUAUUGGACCUGCGUCCCGCAGCGUUGAAAUGUUGGAGAAAAUGAUCGCCACCGGCAUGAACAUUGCGCGCAUGAACUUCUCGCACGGCUCUCACGAGUAUCAUGCCGAGACCGUGGCCAAUGUGCGUCAAGCAGUGAAGAACUAUUCAGCCAAGCUGGGCUACGAGCAUCCCGUUGCCAUUGCUCUGGAUACCAAGGGUCCGGAGAUUCGCACGGGUCUCAUUGCUGGCAGCGGCACCGCUGAGAUUGAACUUAAGAAGGGCGAAACCUUCAAAUUGUGCACCAGCAAGGAUUUGCUAGAGAAAGGUUCCCUUGAGCUGGUCUAUGUUGAUUAUGAGAACAUUGUGAACGUUGUCAAGCCUGGCAAUCGCAUCUUUGUGGACGAUGGUCUUAUCUCGUUGGUGGUCAAAGAAGUCACCAAGGACACUGUUGUCACCGAGGUGGAGAACGGCGGUGCUUUGGGCUCCCGCAAGGGUGUCAAUCUACCUGGCGUACCCGUCGAUUUGCCCGCAGUCUCUGAGAAGGACAAGUCCGAUUUGCAGUUUGGCGUAGAGCAAGAAGUGGACAUGGUUUUCGCAUCGUUCAUUCGCAACGCCGCGGCUCUCACAGAGAUUCGCAAGGUGCUGGGCGACAAGGGCAAGAAUAUUAAGAUCAUUUCCAAAAUCGAGAACCAGCAGGGCAUGCACAAUCUGGAUGAGAUCAUUGAAGCCAGUGACGGCAUUAUGGUGGCUCGCGGUGAUCUGGGCAUUGAGAUUCCCGCCGAAAAGGUUUUCCUGGCCCAGAAGGCCAUGAUUGCUCGUUGCAACAAGGCUGGCAAGCCCGUCAUCUGUGCCACUCAGAUGCUGGAGUCUAUGGUAAAGAAGCCUCGCCCCACGCGCGCUGAAAUCUCUGAUGUAGCCAAUGCUGUGCUCGAUGGCGCCGAUUGUGUAAUGUUGUCCGGCGAGACGGCCAAGGGCGAGUACCCAUUGGAGUGUGUGCUGACCAUGGCCAAGUGCUGCAAGGAAGCAGAGGCUGCCCUCUGGCACCAGAAUCUGUUCUCCGAUCUAGUGCGUUGUGCAUCCGUUUCCACCUUGGAUGCGGCACAUUCGGCAGCUAUUGCUGCAGUCGAGGCGGCCAACAAAUCUAAGGCAGCUGCCGUUGUGGUAAUUACCACCAGUGGCAAGUCUGCCUUCCUAGUGAGCAAGUAUCGUCCACGUUGUCCCAUUAUUGCCGUCACGCGUUUCGCACAAACCGCACGCCAGGCGCAUCUUUACCGUGGUCUGGUGCCACUCAUCUACAAGGAGCCCGCACUUGGCGACUGGCUGAAGGAUGUUGAUGUGCGUGUGCAGUUCGGUCUGCAGGUGGGCAAGAAGAAUGGCUUUAUCAAGACCGGCGAUUCUGUUGUCAUUGUGACCGGCUGGAAGCAGGGCUCCGGCUUUACCAACACCAUCCGCAUUGUCACUGUCGAAUAAAUUUGUGUACCUGUUCUACAUAAAGAAACGCAACAGCAUGUGGUCAGCGUUUUAAGCGCUGCAAUUUAACUGUUAUUAACCAAGUUAAUUUAUU
Messenger RNA from Drosophila busckii, 1840 nucleotides. Its product is annotated as pyruvate kinase. Bases 139 to 1746 code for a protein of 535 amino acids. The record is from RefSeq and is a predicted model, not a curated record. Lineage: Eukaryota; Metazoa; Arthropoda; Insecta; Diptera; Drosophilidae. Gene Ontology annotation, molecular function: potassium ion binding; pyruvate kinase activity; magnesium ion binding. Gene Ontology annotation, biological process: glycolytic process. The transcript is spliced from 4 exons. Gene Ontology annotation, cellular component: cytoplasm.